Messenger RNA from Paramuricea clavata, 848 nucleotides. NCBI's taxonomy places the organism in Eukaryota, Metazoa, Cnidaria, Anthozoa, Malacalcyonacea, Plexauridae. The record is from the annotation of a GenBank genome assembly.
UUGUUUCAGAACUCGUAAAAAAGGAACAUAAAUUUAAAGGUAUUCCUUUAGCCGUAAUUCCAUACUAUGAUGACUUCGAAGAGCUGCAUGAAGAAAGUACAAUUAAAACAACAGUCGUCUCUGGAAGUUAUCACGUCGACCCUCUUGUCAUGGACUAUGUAAUGAAUCACCUAAGAAUUGAAGAACAAUUCGAUUUAACAAAGGUGAAAUUCGAUGCAAGUUCAUCACGAUUUUAUUUUACAAAAGAGUUCGAAGAUUGCGAAGAUGAUGCGACAGAGUUUGAACAAAAAUUGAAAGAGUUUUUUCAUUUGUUUGUAAAAGAGGAAAUGAAAAUCCCGAAAGCUGUUUUUGAGCAAGUUAAGGAAGCAAUUGAAGGCAAGCGCAACGAAUUCGAAGGGGAGAAAGUCGAUUUUAAGUUUGAUGGUUUUCGUGUUAUUUUCGUUGGCAAAAGAGAGGACGUCGCUGGGAAUAAACAGUUAGUCGAAGCAAUGAUAGAUACGUUUACAGAAGAAGCAAAAAAGGGAUGGACAGAUUUUCCAAUAGAUGACAAAAAUAAGCUGAAAUUCCUGAAUUUCAUUGAUUAUUUUGAGAAGGUUGUGACAAAAUUUCCCGAAAUGCGAAUUCGUGGAAUGGAAAGUUCGUCCGGAAAAUUAUCGCUUGUAGGAGGAACAGAAGCGAAUAUAAAAGACGUCAAGAUAAAGAUCUUUGAAGAUUUGAUGAAGAUCUCGGAGAUAGACGUAAAGAUGAGUGUUCAUCAAAUAGACUUUCUGCAGCGGACGGAUUGUCAGAUUGUGAAUGAUGAACUGAAGAAGGAUGACGUCAUGUUAAUGUUGGUGUCCAUAGAAGGC